Varanus komodoensis (Komodo dragon) is the source of this 8489-nucleotide messenger RNA. RefSeq names its product sucrase-isomaltase (gene SI). Gene Ontology annotation, biological process: carbohydrate metabolic process. Gene Ontology annotation, molecular function: carbohydrate binding; alpha-1,4-glucosidase activity. The transcript is spliced from 69 exons. The coding region runs from base 1 to 8064 and encodes 2687 amino acids. Lineage: Eukaryota; Metazoa; Chordata; Lepidosauria; Squamata; Varanidae. The record is from RefSeq and is a predicted model, not a curated record.
AUGGGGAAUACUUGUCUUAACAGUACUGCACAUGAAAAGGAUCUUGGAAUUGUUGAAGAUCACAAAGUGAACAUGAGUCAACAAGAUGAUGUGGCUGCAUCAAGUCCUGAGAGAGGAGAUGGAAAGAACCGGGCCCUAUGCACACUUCGUGGAUGCUGCUGGAAUCCUCAGAAUGAGACAUACAUACCCUGGUGCUACUUUUCUACAAGUCAUGGAUACAAAGUUAAAGGAAGCCGUGAAGACACAAACACAGGAUUUCAAGCUACGCUAACAAGACUCCCCGCACCAUCCUUGUUUGGAAAUGACAUCCAAAAGGUUCUCUUCACUGCUGAAUAUCAGACGCCAAACCGCUUCAGGUUCAAGAUUACAGAUCCUGCUAAUCAAGAUAGAUAUGAAGUCCCACAUCAGUAUGUUAAAAAAAACUUUGAUGGACCUAAACCAGCCAAAUUAAACUAUAUGGUUAACAUCACUGAGAAUCCAUUUGGCAUCAGUUUGAUAAGGAUUAGCAAUAACAAAGUCCUCUUCAACACCAAUAUAGGACCACUGGUGUAUGCUGACCAGUUCUUGCAGCUCUCCAUCAAAUUGCCCAGUUGGAAUGUUUACGGUGUAGGAGAACAUGUCCAUAGACAGUACCGACAUGAUUUUAACUGGAAAACAUGGCCCAUCUUUACACGAGAUGCCUUUCCUAAUGGGGACAUGAGCAACCUGUAUGGAGCUCACACGUUCUUCCUGUGCCUAGAAGACAGCAGUGGCCAUUCCUUUGGUGUCUUCCUUAUGAACAGCAAUGCUAUGGACUUUGCUCUCCAACCUGCCCCAGCUGUUACAUACAGGACAAUUGGUGGAAUUCUAGAUUUCUACAUCUUCUUGGGGAAUACUCCAGAACAAGUUGUCCAAGAAUAUCUGUCUCUUAUAGGACUUCCAUGGAUGCCUCCUUAUUGGAGUCUUGGGUUCCAGUUAUGUCGCUGGAACUACUCUGAUAUUAAUGAUUUGAAAGCUGUGGUAGCAAGGAACCGGGCAGCUGGAAUACCUUUUGAUGUUCAGUACACUGAUAUUGACUACAUGGAAGAUAAAAAAGAUUUUACUUAUGAUGUAGUAAAAUUUGCAGGCCUCCCUCAGUUUGUUCAAGACCUGCAUAACCAUGGACAAAAAUAUAUCAUAAUAUUGGAUCCAGCUAUAUCUGUGAAUCCCCGUCAAAAUAAUACCCCUUAUGAGGCCUACAGAAAUGGUGAACAAAUGAAAGUGUGGAUAAAUGAAUCCAAUGGAGUCAAGCCUCUUAUUGGAGAGGUGUGGCCAGGAACUAGUGUCUUUCCUGAUUUUUCUAAUCCCAGUGCUGCUGAGUGGUGGAUAAAUGAGAGUAAGAAUUUCCAGAAAAUUAUCCCCUUUGAUGGACUGUGGAUUGAUAUGAAUGAAGUAUCCAAUUUUGUUAAAGGAUCAAAAUCUGGCUGUGCGAUGAACAACUUAAACUACCCUCCUUUUACUCCACGGAUUCUUGAUAGCCUCAUGUAUUCAAAGACAGUUUGCAUGGAUGCAGUGCAGAUAGCAGGCAAGCAGUAUGAUGUCCACAGCCUCUAUGGAUAUUUCAUGACUAUAGUUACUGAACAGGCUCUCCAAACCAUUUUUUCUGAAAAGAGAAGCUUCCUCCUUUCUCGAUCUACCUUUGCUGGCUCUGGAAAAUUCUCAGGACAUUGGUUAGGAGAUAAUGCUGCCAAUUGGAAUGAUAUUAAAUGGUCAAUAACAGGAAUGUUGGAAUUUGGUCUUUUUGGAUACCCAUAUAUUGGAGCAGAUAUUUGUGGGUUCUUUGACAAUGUCUCUGAAGAACUUUGCAGACGGUGGUUGCAGCUUGGAGCUUUUUACCCAUUUUCUCGAAAUCACAAUGCUGAAGCAUAUGAACCUAAAGAUCCAGCAUACUUUGGGCAGGACUCCCUUUUGGUGAACUCAACUAAACACUACUUGACCAUCCGCUAUAGUUUGUUACCGUAUCUCUAUACCCUGUUUUACAAAGCACAUGUCUGGGGAGAGACCGUUGUAAGACCUGUUUUACAUGAAUUCUACUCAGAUGAAGCCACCUGGGCUAUCGACAGACAGUUCUUAUGGGGACCUGGUCUGCUUAUUACUCCAGUCCUGGAUCCAGGUGUGAAUACAGUCACUGCAUACAUGCCUGAUGCUGUUUGGUAUGACUAUGAGACAGGUAUAGCAGCACCCUGUAGGAAAAGAGAGUGUCAGAUGUACCUCCCAGCAGACAAAAUAGGACUUCAUCUCAGAGGGGGUUAUAUCUUUCCUACUCAGCAACCAGCCAACACAACAGUUUACAGCCGUCUAAAACCUAUGGGACUUAUAAUUGCCUUGGAUGAUAAUGAAACAGCAACUGGAGACUUAUUUUGGGAUGAUGGUGAAAGCAGAGACACAGUGAUAAAGAAAUCCUACCUCCUAUAUCACUUCAAUGUCUCCAAUAAUGUCUUAACUAUGACUGUGACACACAACAACUACAAAGACCCAAAUAAUUUAGAAUUUCAGGAAAUCAAAAUCCUUGGAUUACCUCUUCAGCCAACAGAAGUGAAAGUGAUCUCAAACGAUGUGGCUCAAACAUAUCCUAUCACUAUUAGCUACAGUGGUCCAGAUAAGGUUGCCCAUAUUACAGGUCUUCAGCUUAAACUGGGAGAAGAUCAUAAAAUAUCCUGGAAUCAGCUGUUAAGAGAUAUCGACAAAUUUGAUUGCCAUCCUGCCCCAGAUGCAGCAGAACAAAGCUGUAAAUCUCUUGGCUGUAACUGGAAUGCUUCUGCUCCUUCAGGAGUCCCUUACUGUUACUACCCUUCUGAUUAUGGUUACAAUGUUGACCAAAUUCAAUACACACCUUCUGGUUUAAUGGCAGACCUUGGAAGAAGCAAGAAAUCUGUUAAAAGUGCAACAUUAUCUUUGGAACCCAUUAACACACUUCGCUUGGAGGUGAAAUACCAUGAGAACAACAUGCUUCAAUUUAAGAUUUAUGAUUACAGUAAGAAGAGAUAUGAGGUGCCAGUGCCCUUGAACCUCCCCAACACACCAGCAAGUACCCCUGAGAAUCGUCUCUAUGAUGUGUCAGUUCAAAACAACCCAUUUGGUAUCCAGGUUCGUCGCAGAAGUACUGGGACAGUCAUCUGGGAUUCCCAAUUACCUGGAUUCACCUUCAGUGACAUGUUCAUUCAAAUUUCAACUCGCCUACCCUCACAGUAUGUUUAUGGGUUUGGUGAAACGGAGCAUAAACAAUACCACCAAGAAAUGGACUGGAAAACCUGGCCAAUGUUUGCAAGGGAUCAAUCUCCUGGAUACCAAUACAACACAUAUGGAGUUCACCCCUUUUACAUGGGCCUGGAAAAUGAUGGAAAUGCUCAUGGAGUUCUUUUGCUGAACAGUAAUGGAAUGGAGGUAAAGUUCCAGCCAACUCCUGCUUUGACCUACCGUACCAUAGGAGGAAUUUUGGACUUCUAUAUGGUCUUGGGCCCAACUCCAGAGCAAGUAGUUCAGGAAUAUACUGCACUCAUUGGACGUCCAGUCAUGCCACCAUAUUGGGGUUUGGGGUUCCAGAUGUGUCGCUAUGGAUAUGAAAAUGAUACAGAAAUCUCUGACCUAUACAAUCAAAUGAAGGCAGCUAAUAUCCCCUAUGAUAUCCAAUAUGCAGAUAUUGAUUAUAUGGAACGGCAAUUGGACUUCACUCUUGGCAAAAACUUUCAGAAACUUCCAAGUGUGGUUGAUACACUGAAACAGGAUGGAAUGAGAUUUGUCAUCAUUUUGGAUCCAGCCAUUUCUGGAAAUGAAACUAACUAUCCAGCAUUCUUGAGAGGUGUUCAGGAUGAUGUCUUCAUUAAAUGGCCCAAUGGAAGUGAUAUUGUGUGGGGAAAGGUGUGGCCAUACCUCCCCAACGUUGUUGUGAAUGCCUCACUAGGCUGGGAUGAGAAAGUGGAGUUAUAUUGUGCUUGGACCGCUUUCCCAGAUUUCUUUCGCAAUUCUACAGCUACGUGGUGGAAAAGGGAAAUUCAAGAGUUUCACAGCAACCCUACUGACCCAGCGAAAAGUGUUAAAUUUGAUGGUCUAUGGAUAGAUAUGAAUGAACCAGCCAGCUUUGUCAAUGGUGCAGUUACUGGCUGUGGAGACCCUACACUAAAUAUGCCUGAAUAUGUGCCAAGCGUACUAGGAAGGGCAGUUGGGCUGAGUGACAAAACCUUGUGCAUGCAAAGUCAACAGUUUCUGCCCGAUGGAACUGCAGUUCGACAUUAUGAUGUUCACAAUCUGUAUGGCUGGUCACAAACUAAGCCAACAUAUGAUGCUCUACACAGUGUCACUGGAGAACGUGGUAUUGUCAUUUCUCGUUCAACUUAUCCAUCAAGUGGUAAAUGGGCAGGACAUUGGCUGGGUGAUAAUUUCUCAAGAUGGGACCAGCUUUACAAAUCUAUAAUUGGUAUGAUGGAGUUUAGCCUUUUUGGAAUAUCCUAUACUGGGGCAGAUAUCUGUGGCUUCAUUGGAGAUACAACCUAUGAAAUGUGUGCCCGCUGGAUGCAACUGGGUGCCUUUUAUCCAUAUUCCAGAAAUCACAACGGCAUAGGAUACAGAAAGCAGGAUCCUGUAUCCUUUGAUGAAAAUUUUAAAAACUUAUCCAGGAAAGUGCUCAAUACUAGAUACACUUUGCUACCCUAUCUGUACACACUGAUGUAUGAGGCCCAUGCACAUGGUAGUACUGUUGUGCGUCCUUUACUCCAUGAAUUUACCAAUGAUAAAACCACAUGGGGAAUCUAUAAACAGUUUCUCUGGGGUCCUGCUUUGCUCAUUAGCCCUGCACUGGAAGAAAAUGUUACAGUAGUAGAAGCUUAUUUUCCUGAUGCCUCCUGGUAUGAUUAUUACAUAAAUGAAAAAAUGAAAGUGAGGGGAGAAUUCAGUAACUUGUCUACGCCUCUUGAUCACAUCAACCUUCAUCUCAGAGGUGGCUACAUCAUCCCUUGGCAACUACCAGCUGCAAACACCAAGGCCAGCCGAAAAAACCUAAUGGGCCUCACAGUUGCUUUGGAUGAUAAGGGGACUGCUCAAGGCCUUCUUUACUGGGAUGAUGGAACCACAAUUGAUGCAUAUGAAAAUGGUCUUUACCUCUUGCAUACUUUUAAUGCCAGUCAGAAUGUCUUGGACAUCAAUAUCGCCCAUCAGGGAUACUUUGACCCAAACAACUUAAAGUUUGAAGAAAUUAAAAUCCUAGGAGUUGCAGCCAAUGUCUCUCCUGUUGUCGCAGUGUUUCAAUAUGGUACAGCAAUUCCAUCCAAGCAUAUUGUGAGCUAUAAUUCCUCAACACAGGUCUUGCACAUUACAGGCCUUCAGCUUGCUCUGGGACAAGCAUAUUCAUUGCAGUGGAAACAGAAGCUUCUUCAAGACACAGAAAAAUUUAACUGCCACCCAUACCCCAAUCCGACCCAAAGCAUGUGUGAAGCCCGUGGCUGCACCUGGGAGGUUUCUUCUACUCCUGGUGUGCCACACUGCUUUUAUCCCAGAGACUACGGCUACUCUGUCAUUAAUAUCCGAAACAUUGCCAGGGGGUUGUCAGCUGACCUCUACAGCAUCAAACGCUUCCCCAGCCCAUAUGGCUCUAGGUCACCAGCAGUGAACCAGCUUCGCGUGGAAGUGAGGUUCCAUCACAAUGACAUGCUGCAGUUCAAGAUCUAUGAUCCCAACCAGAAAAGAUAUGAAGUUCCCAUUCCACUCUCCACCCCAAGCAGCUCUCAAGCUACAGAAGCUAAUCGGCUCUAUGAAGUAGAUAUUUUGAACAAUCCAUUUGGUAUACGAAUUCAGCGCAGAAGCACAGGAACUAUUAUCUGGGAUUCUCAGGUGCCAGGAUUUACCUUUAGUGACAAGUUCAUCCAGAUUGCUACUCGCCUUCCAUCACAGUAUUUAUAUGGAUUUGGAGAAAAUGAACACCCGCAGUUCCGCAGAGAUAUGAACUGGCAAACCUGGGGCAUGUUCAACAAAGAUCAACCGCCUGGUUACAAACUGAAUUCAUAUGGUUCCCACCCUUUCUACAUGGGACUCGAAAAUGAUGGAAGUGCACAUGGAGUUCUUUUGCUGAACAGCAACGCUAUGGAUGUCACCUUCCAGCCAACACCUGCCCUUACAUAUCGCACAACAGGAGGCAUUCUGGACUUUUAUAUGGUGUUGGGGCCAACUCCAGAGAAAGUGGUUCAGCAAUACACCAGACUUAUAGGACGACCUGUUAUGCCACCAUAUUGGGCUUUGGGAUUCCAGCUGUGCCGGUAUGGAUACAAAAAUACCUCUGAGGUCAUUGAUUUGUAUAAUGCAAUGAGAGCAGCUCGAAUACCCUAUGAUGCGCAAUAUACCGACAUUGACUACAUGGAACGGAAACUAGACUUCACUCUGGACAAAAACUUCAAGGACCUUCCUCAGUUUGUCAGGAAGAUAAAAUCAGAGGGUACAAGGUUCAUCAUCAUCCUGGAUCCAGCCAUAUCAGGCAAUGAAACUGAAUCAUAUGAAACCUUCACAAGGGGUUUGCAAGAGAAGGUUUUCAUCACAUGGCCUAACAGCACUGACAUUGCAUGGGGAAAGGUAUGGCCAAAUUAUCCCAAUGUAACAGUUGAUGAAAAUGCAAGUUUGCAAGAACAGAUUGAGCGGUAUCGAGCUUAUGUUGCUUUCCCAGAUUUCUUCCGCAAUUCCACAUCACAGUGGUGGCAAAGAGAAAUAAACAAAUUUCAUGCUAAUGUUCUUCAGUUUGAUGGCCUGUGGACUGACAUGAAUGAACCAGCAAACUUCAUCAAUGGAAACGUUGGUGGCUGCAAAAAUCAAGAACUAAAUGCUCCUCCAUAUUUACCAGCCUUGGUUUCAAGGGAAAAGGGACUGGAUCUGGUGACCAUAUGCAUGGAAAAUGAGCAGAAGCUUCCUGAUGGGACACCCGUGAGGCAUUAUGAUGUUCACAACCUCUAUGGAUGGUCACAAGCAAAACCUACUUACUAUGGAAUGCAAAAUGCAACAGGAGAACGUGGGAUCGUUAUUACUCGUUCAACUUACCCAUCAAGUGGACGAUGGGCAGGACAUUGGCUUGGUGAUAACUAUGCAAAAUGGGAUCAGCUUGAGAAAUCAAUAAUUGGUAUCAUGGAGUUUAGCCUCUUUGGAAUCUCCUACUGUGGUGCUGACAUUUGUGGUUUCUUCAAUGACACAACCUAUGAAUUGUGUGCCCGAUGGAUGGAGCUUGGAGCAUUUUACCCUUUCUCUAGAAAUCAUAACAUGAUGGGAACUAAAAGACAAGAUCCUGUAUCCUUUAACUCAACAUUUGAAGAUAUAUCAAGGCAUGUGCUCAGCAUACGAUAUAGAUUGCUGCCCUAUCUCUACACAUUGAUGCACAAUGCCCAUGCUGAUGGCAGCACAGUUGCACGUCCUUUGCUUCAUGAGUUUGUGAAUGACAGGACAACAUGGGAUAUCUACAAGCAAUUUUUAUGGGGUCCAGCUCUUAUGAUCAGCCCAGUACUCGAACAAGGGGCUGUGAUGGUGAAGGCUUAUGUACCUGAUGCACGGUGGUAUGAUUAUCAUACGGGAAAAGACAUAAAAGUGCGAAAACAAUUCCAGGAUUUUCAAGCACCUUUGGGUCAUAUAAAUCUACAUGUUCGGGGAGGUUACAUCCUUCCCUGGCAGGUACCUGAUAUCACUACCAAUGCCAGCCGGCUAAAUCCCAUGGGACUCACUGUUGCUUUGGAUGAUAAUGGAAAAGCUCGAGGACAGCUUUACUGGGAUGAUGGAAUUAGUAUUGAUGCAUAUGAAAAUGGCGACUACUACUUUUCAACAUUUCAAGUAGCUCAAAAUACAUUGGAUGUCUCUGUGAUUCACAAUAAGUUUUUAACUGACUCAGUUGUCUUGAGAAUUGGAUAUCUGCACAUAUGGGGAGUCACGGCCUCAGUUACAAAUGUUGCUAUUACUUAUGAUGGAAAAACAGAAACAGCAAUUCCUCAAUAUUAUCCUGCUAGCCAGAUACUACAAGUGAAUCUCACUGGAAAUAAUUACCUAAUCCAUAAAUUAAACCAAGUCAAAUGGGUGACAACCACUUAAAUGUCUGUGAGAUACAAGCUAUAUGAAGACCUCCUCAUAGCUAAUUAGUAUAUCAUUUUCAACUAUAUUUUGUUCAGAUAUGGUACCAGCAGACAAAUGAAGAAAUGGAUAUAACUUAACUGUAGGUAAUUUAUUUGUCAGAAUGCAUAGUAAUUUCUGAUAAAAAACUACUUAUUUUGUUGAAUAUGACAAUCCUGGAAUUCUGCUUUUUCCUUUAAAUGAAAAGGGGUGUUUAUUUCAUUGAAGUACAGAGAAGAAUAAUGAUUUUGUAAAAUAGCCAGUAGAAUGUAUUUAAAAUAUUAAUUAUACCAGAGCAAUCUGUAUGACAGGAAUCAGGAUUUUUUUUUUCUCUGUUUUGCAGAGGAAUUAAAAUGUCAGUAUAAUGGCUAAGUGCCGAGCAUGAUGGACUAUAUAAUUGCUCUUCA